Messenger RNA from Neomonachus schauinslandi (Hawaiian monk seal), 387 nucleotides. It is a transcript of the gene C6H10orf105, whose product is annotated as chromosome 6 C10orf105 homolog. Lineage: Eukaryota; Metazoa; Chordata; Mammalia; Carnivora; Phocidae. The record is from RefSeq and is a predicted model, not a curated record. The transcript has 2 exons. The coding region runs from base 1 to 387 and encodes 128 amino acids.
AUGGGGGAAGGAGCCAUGAGCACACAGGGUCCCAGCCCCCUGGCCUUCCUCACAGCUCCUGCCACUCCGGGCAGCCCCACAGAGGCGGCUGACCCCCUCCCCAUGCUCAUCGCCCUCGCCUGCAUCUUCCUCCUGCUGGCCAGCUGUCUGCUGUUCAUGACCCUCUGCAGACCGGUCGCGCUGGACCCGGCCCAGCGCCGGGCUCGGGAAUGCAUGCCCCACCACCCCGGGAGCCCCAGCGAGCCGCAGCUCAGGCUCUGGAAGCGCCUAGGCUCUCUGCGCCGCUCCCUGCACAGCUUCCGCCGGGGCAGGCCUGCUCCUCGACGCCCCCUGCCGGGCUGCAAUGUCACCCAGGACGGUGACUGCACGGAAUCCACCAAGAUGUGA